This is a messenger RNA of Juglans microcarpa x Juglans regia, 3036 nucleotides long. RefSeq lists its product as uncharacterized. Bases 12 to 2933 code for a protein of 973 amino acids. The transcript has a single exon. The record is from RefSeq and is a predicted model, not a curated record. Lineage: Eukaryota; Viridiplantae; Streptophyta; Magnoliopsida; Fagales; Juglandaceae.
UCGGUAGGCUUAUGCCUGAUUUUUGGAACAUUUUGGAAAAGGCAGGUAAGCAAGGGGUGAGCUUGUUUAAUCUCUCAUCCCAUGGAAAGUAUAUACUGAGUUCUUCAUUUGAUAAAGGGGAGUAUGAUCACAUAUUGAGUUUCUUAGGAGUACAACCAGUCAAGAAUGAAUGGUCUGCCAAGUGCCUCCAGAGUUCUAACCUUGUUGCAGGAGUUGACGAGGAUGUGUAUUUGGAGAUUUUACUAUUUGUUGCCAAGAAUUGGAAGUCAAAAUUUGACAGCACCAAGAUGAAAAACAUACCACUCAUAAAAUAUUUGGGUGUUGAUGAGGAAGUAUCUCUGUGCAGCAUAGAUGAAUGCAGAAACUCUUAUAAGGUGGUGUCUGUAUCCAGGUAUUCUCGUCAUUCUUCAUGGCUAAUUAAUUGGAACUGGGAAUUCCAUUGUGUUGCCAGUCUUUUUUUUAUGCCACAAAGCACACAAGAAGCUAUCCGACUCUUUCCUAAGACGAUGACUUUACAAAAAUGGCUUCGAGAACAUGUCAAGGUUAGUGCUGUGGAUGUAUAUGACUAUGCAAUUCACCUUAAUGAUUGUAUCAACAAUGACUGUAAGAUCGCCAUUGCCUUUGUUCACUUCUUAUAUCACUCUUUCUCAAAGAGUCAUCUGUCAAAAGCUCAAAUAGGUGAUUUAUGUGGUAUUAUGCCCCUCGUAAAUAAAUACGGGAAACUAAUCAGGAAGAGGAAAAGGGUUUUGGUCCCUGCCAACCGAAGCAAAUGGGCGGGAUUGAAUGGUUCAAAUCCGUGGAGUGGUCAAAGCUAUGUUGAGUUAGGAGGAGAAUACUUGCGCCCGGGUUCUUUUGCAGGUGAAUCUUGUUCUGGAGAACAGCUCUUGGAGUUCCUUAAAACUCAAGUUGCUGCUUCUGAUAUUCCUCAUAUAGAUCCUCCCAAUGUUGCAAUUCCUGCUGUUUCUGCACCUCUCACCAAACAAAAUGCGUUCUUGCUUUUGGAUUGGAUUCAAAACUUGAAAUGUAGGAGAACUCAAAUUCCAAAUAAAUUCUUGACGAGCAUAAAGGAAGGUAGCUGGCUGAAGAUUACUACCAAUGGCUGCUCGGGUUACAGUCCACCAUGUCGGUCAUUCAUGCUUACUUCUUCACUAGGAAACUUUUUGGAGAACGAAUCUGUUCUUGCUGAUAUUCCAUUGAUUGAUGAAAGUUUCUAUGGUAAUCAAAUAAAUAAAUAUAAGGAGGAGCUAAAGACAAUUGGCGUCAUGCUUGAGUAUGGAGAAGCAUGUGAAUUUAUUGGGAAGCAUCUCAUGUCUCUUCCUGAUUCCUCCACUUUAACUAAAAGUCAGGUGUUCUCUAUUUUGAAUUUCAUCAGGUUUUUUAGGGCCAAUUAUCUUGCACAGGAAAAGUUCAUUAGUACAUUCAAAGAAAGAAGAUGGUUGAGGACAUCCAGAGGUGACAUGUCUCCAGUUGGAUCUGUUUUGAUUGAGCAUAAAUGGAAAGGUGCAUCGCAAAUCAGUAACCUCCCCUUCAUCGAUACAGGUUACUUUGGGGAUGAAAUAUUUUCUUUUAAAGAGGAACUCAGGUCCCUUGGUGUGUUAAUUGGCUUCAGUGGAAGUCACAAGCUUGUUAUAGACAACUUAAAAUCACCUUCAUCCUUCUCUUCUCUGACAGCAGAGGCUGUUAUAUUCAUACUGAAAUGUAUGCAUCAUUCAGGAGAUCAAUGCAACAAACUCAUCGCGACAUUGAGUGGUGUGAAAUGCUUCAAGAAAAAUAUUGGUUACAAGUCUCCGGGAGAAUGUUUCUUGUUUGACUCUCAAUGGGCUUGCCUUCUACACGUUUUCAACGGUUUCCCACUCAUUGAUCAUGAUUUCUAUGGAGGCAGUAUCUUCUCGUACGGAAACGAGUUGCAGCAACUAGGCGUAAAUGUGUAUUUUGAGGAGGCAGUCGAAGUAUUUGCCCAGAGUUUCAAGCAGCAAGCAACUUCCAUGACAAAAGAAAAUGUUUUGUCCUUUUUGUCAUGUUACAAAGUACUAAAGUUUCCUCCAAAUCUUAUGAAAUACGUCCGUGAAGUGAAGUGGCUGCGAACUAGGCUUGGUGAUCUCAGAUCUCCAAGCAAUUGCAUUCUGUAUGGUCCAAAAUGGCAAUCAAUUGCCCCAAUUACUCUGCUCCCUUUCAUAGACGAUGGUGACAAUUAUUAUGGCAAGGAUAUUCACGAAUACAAGAAAGAGCUGAAAAGUAUAGGGGUUGUCAUUGAAUUCGAAGAUGGUGCAAAGUUUAUUGCUGAUGGUCUUUUUUUCCCCCAGGACCCUUCCAUCAUAACCCCUGCAAAUGUGGUUUCCCUGCUAGAAUGCAUCCGCAUUUUAUUGCAUGAUCAUGCAGGGAGUUACAAAUUUCCAGACACUUUCUACAGAAGAAUCUCUCAGAAAUGGUUGAAGACGAAUGAUGGUUAUAGGCCUCCAGAUCAGUGCUGCUUGUUCGAUUCUACGUGGAGCUCUCAUUUGAAGCAUACAGAUGGACCUUUUCUUGAUGAAGGUUUUUAUGGUUCUAACAUUAGAUCAUACAAAAAAGAGCUUAAUGCUAUUCAUGUUACCGUGGAUGUAAAGAAAGGAUGCCCCUUGAUUGCCAGGCACCUUGAUUUCCAUCAUGAAUAUCUCACUAUAGUUCGAAUUUAUAAAUACUUGAGUGAAUUUAAUUGGAAGCCGGACACUGAAGCAGCCAAAAGGAUUUGGAUCCCAGAUGGAGCUAAGAAUGGAAAAUGGGUUAGCCCCGGAGUGUGUGUUUUGCAUGACAAGGAUGAUCUCUUUAGUUUCUGCCUGCAAGUUUUGGAAAAUACUAUGAUCAGAAGCUACUCUUUUUUUUCUCUAGGGCUUUCAAUGUUAAAGACAAUCCCUCUGUUCUUGAUUACUGCCUGCUUUGGAUGGUUUGGUUUUUGAAUAAAAUGAGGAAGUAGUAGGGUUUGUAAUGAAGUCCAAGAGCAUGCAGAUUUUCAUGGAGGAGGAGGAGUUCCUUGCAUCUAGCUAGGUGCAUGUGUCUGUG